GAGUGACGUCGUACCUUGACGAUCUAUUCAACAUGAACGCAGUAUUUGAACUGUUGUCUCCAACCCUACUAUUGUCAUUGAGAAAAUGUCACAGUGUCUGUUUACAACAGUACGUUUAAUACUGAAUGUGAAGGCUUUUGUUUGAAGACUGCUGAACAGGUGUUCGUUUGUAUUACAUCGGCAUGUGUGUGUAUGUGUACGUUUGUUGGGAGGGGGGUAACGUUAUAUCAAGGCAAGGAGGUUCCAAACCCUUGGUCGCAGGUACGACUGAUGGUACAUUCCCUGUUAUGAGGGCAGACUGACACGACAACUGGCCCCAAUUUUGUAUUCUUAUGUCGCAAGUUGUUUUUUGUAAUUAUUUUGUUUUAUCAUCAUUCAUGCUAACCUAUAUAGUCUAGUCACAAGUCUGAAACUGCCACGUCAUUCCCGGACAGGGGAAUUCCAUGACAGGUCGGUGUGUUUUCACCACGUGACGUUGGGUUUGAGGAGUUGCGUGUGAGACUGUGUGUAUGACUCACGGUUGACUUGGUUUAAAACAAACACACCAUAUAAUAUAUUAUACGUGUUUCUUCAACUCCAGGUAAUCGGUGGUUCAUACCGACGUGCAUGUAGAAUCCGCUUUUGGCAACGCCCUGGAGAAGGAGCCAUUAGCAACUGAUCGAUUAAGAUACAACAUUGGCACAUUGAGCUAUAUUCAUACGCGCGUAUGUUAUACUCCAACGUUAAGUAUAAUACAUGUAAUUAAUUAUUUCUUUUUUAUGUAGCGAUACUUCGAAGAAACCGAAGUUAAAGCGUUGAUUGGAGAAGCUCGCCACAAGAGAAGGGUCACUCUGCAAACAAUUGACAGACGCUUUUGUUCUGUGGAAUAUUGAUUCAGUCUUCAGUGGCCAUAAGUUCACACCAGUUCUUGUCUUAACUUUCCAUUUGAAUUAUAGCCUUACAGUAACAACAACGAACGGGAACGGAACAUGGCAGAACAGCUACAGGAAGGCUGCAGAGCCCUGCAGACAGGGGGCAUAAACACGGCAGAACAGUUGCAGGAGAGCUACAGGACCCUGCAGACAGGGGACCUCAACACGGCAGAACAGCUGCAAGAGAGCUACAGGGCCCCGCAGACAGGAGACAUAAACACGGAAGAACAGCUGCAGGAAGGCUGCAAGGACCUGCAGACAGAAGAUCUGGACGUGUCAGAACAGCUGCAGAAGGGCUACAGGGCCUUGCAGACAGGGGACGUCGACACAGCAGAACAGCUGCAGGAAGGCUGCAAGGACCUGCAGACAGAAGACCUGGACGCGUCAGAACAGCUGCAUGAGGGCUGCAAGGACCUGCAGACAGAAGACCUGGACGCGUCAGAACAGCUGCAUGAGGGCUGCAAGGACCUGCAGACAGAAGACCUGGACGCGUCAGAACAGCUGCAUGAGGGCUGCAAGGACCUGCAGACAGAAGACCUGGACGCGUCAGAACAGUUGCCGGAGGGCUGCAGGGCACUGCAGACAGGGGAGCUAGACACGACAGAACAGCUGCAAGAGGGCUGCAAGGACCUGCAGACAGAAGACCUGGACGCGUCAGAACAGCUGCAGGAGGGCUGCAGGGCCCUGAAGAUAAGGGACAUGGGCAUAACAGAAUACCUGCAGGAGGGCUGCAGGUCCCUGCAGGCAGGAGACAUGGAGAUGGCAGAACAUAACUUUGUAGCUGCGCUCAAGUCUGUUCAUGGGAAAGAGUCAAGCGAAGAGGCGGAGCCACUACUGAAAUUAAGUGAUGUCUACCUGAAGAGAGGGAUACAGUCAAGAGACGGUGAUGACUUCACUAAGGCAGCAGCGCUCUGUAACGCAGUACUGGUAAGAGCCAAAACAGAAGACCAAGAUGACAUAAAACAAACAGUCAAGUUGAUAGCACAAUCAUUCGUUGAGCAUGUCCUGUGUAUCACACAAACGGUAGUCAUAGAUGAUAUAGAUAAGCACCAAGCGAUGUUGAAGGAUGAUAGAAGUCAAGUAGAAAAAGAGAUCGAAGAGAUUGAACAUCAGGCCGAUCUCUACAGCCUUGAUGAUGACAACCCAAAUAUCACAGAAGUGGAGAAAACGAGAGUAGAAGCAAUCAAGGCAUUAUUUCAGACAAUACUGCAUCAGCGAAGAACGUUUAUUGUUGGCCUUAUAGACGAAUGCAUGGAGGUAAUGGGCCAACCUCCCUGUAAGUACGCCAUGAUAGGCUUGGGUUCGCAAGCCACAGGUCUAGUAACACCGUACUCUGACCUGGAAUUUGCCAUUUUAAUGAAGAGAGCAAGAGUUGAUCGAUGGAUAUAG
This is a messenger RNA of Branchiostoma floridae (Florida lancelet), 2300 nucleotides long. RefSeq lists its product as uncharacterized. The coding region runs from base 969 to 2300 and encodes 443 amino acids. The transcript has 3 exons. The record is from RefSeq and is a predicted model, not a curated record. NCBI's taxonomy places the organism in Eukaryota, Metazoa, Chordata, Leptocardii, Amphioxiformes, Branchiostomatidae.